UUAUUUAGUAAAUUUUUUCUGUUAAUAAAUUUUAUUUUUCAAAAUAAUUUUACUGAAUAUUAUUUAAAUUUUUUUAAUUAAAUACUUUUUUUAUGAAUUAAUUAACUUAUAAAUUAAUUUAAAGAGAUAGCGUAAACGAGAAAUUAAUGAAACUUUUGGUUGGCAAUACUGACAAUUUUUGGAUAAAGAGAAGUUUUCAUUCUGUCUACAUAACCUCAUUUGCUCGCACGUGUUAUUGUUUGUAUUUAUUUUGUUUUAAAAAAAAAAAAGAAUACGUAUAUAAAUUAUGGAAAAUGUCACUCAUUUGUGGAAUGUAACAAAUUUUUUUACAAAAUUUAAUGACAAAAAUAUAAACAAUUUACGUAACUAUUAUGUAAAAUGUUGUCGAGAACAGGAGAAAUUCGUUGAAUUACCAAAAAAUUGUUUUGGUCCAUCAAUCAUGUGUCGUCACUGUGGAUCAUUUUGGAAUAAAGUUAAACACAGAAAUCGUUUAAUUCCAAGUAAAGUAAUAAAAAAAAAAUUCAAUUUCGAAGAAAAUGAUAAACAAUUAUCAAAAUUUCGUUCAUCACUUGCACGUAAAUGUUUACGUGGCAAAAUAAAUAAAAUGAUUAUUAAAUGUUUUGUAUGUUCAAAAUAUUCUCAAAUUCCACGUAAUAAACCAAUUAAAUUAAAUAAAAAUAAAUCACUAAAUCAAAUUAAUAAUAAAGAAAUUCAACAAUCAAAUAAGAAAAAAAAGAGACGAUCAAAAGAUAAAACUGCCGGUUUAAAUAUAUCAUUAUCAAAUUCAUUUGUAUCAACUCCAAAUAAAAUUUCAACACCAAUUCAAAAAGAAAGAAAAGAAAUAAAAAAAGUAUUAACGCCACUUGUAAAAGUGAAAAAUAUCAAUAAAGAAAGACUCAGUAAUAUUUUAAAUAACGAUAGUGGAAAAAAAAGAAAUAGUUUAAGUAAUUUUUUGAAAGAACUUUAUUAAUUAAAAAAAAAAAAACAUAAUUUUUAGAAAUAUGUAUUUUUAUAGUACAAAUAACGCUAAAAUUUUUUUUUUUUUAUAUUACAUUGUAUGAAUUUAUUCAAUUAGUCAAUUUUGAUAAUUGAAUAUUAAAUAUACAGAAACUUAUUUCUAAUCGACGAUUAUAUAAUAAUGUAAAUUAUAUAUAUAAUUGAUUGUAUCAAAUCAAUUGAAAAUAAUAAAUGCCUAUAUUU
Leptopilina boulardi is the source of this 1200-nucleotide messenger RNA. RefSeq lists its product as uncharacterized. Lineage: Eukaryota; Metazoa; Arthropoda; Insecta; Hymenoptera; Figitidae. The transcript is spliced from 2 exons. Bases 287 to 970 code for a protein of 227 amino acids. The record is from RefSeq and is a predicted model, not a curated record.